Rosa chinensis is the source of this 510-nucleotide messenger RNA. RefSeq names its product glutathione S-transferase T3-like. The record is from RefSeq and is a predicted model, not a curated record. The transcript is spliced from 2 exons. Lineage: Eukaryota; Viridiplantae; Streptophyta; Magnoliopsida; Rosales; Rosaceae. Bases 1 to 510 code for a protein of 169 amino acids.
AUGGCUCCAAGAGGGGAUUCUUGGAGGCACAAUGAAGAAGUUAAUCUUUGCCAAGCUUGGAUCACCGUUGGGGGUGAUGCUUGCGUCAGAAAAGAUCAAAAGUCGGACUUAUUGUGGAGUCGUGUGGCGGAGGAGUACAAUGCUCACAAACCGGCCGGUUGCAUGGAUAGAACACAUUCUAGUUGCCACGCUCGUUGGAAGAAAAUAAGUCCGGCAUGUAUGAAGUGGCGCCAAGCUCUUAACAAGGUCGAACACUUUCAACGAAGAAGCGGUGAAAAUAUGGAGGACGAGCUCAUGAAUGUUAAAUCAACGUACUACUACUCGGAAGGUUGCGAUUUUGUGUUUGAGCAUUGUUGGCAAUACUUGAAAAAUAUGGAAAAGUUUGGGAAAACGCCAUCAAUGGAAAACACCCACUUUAGUGUUCCUAAUCUUGUCAACUUGGAUGAUGAUGGAACACCCACUACUGAGGAUGAGCUUCCCUCAAGGACAGAAAGCUUAGAAGCUAGCUAA